UAUGACAACCUUUCGCAGUUGUCAAUGCGCCUGUGCAUGUUUCUGACGGCUAAAAAUGUCAGUACAAACCGAUUUCGAUUGACUGCGCGAGAAAAAAUCAAUCUUCCUCGCGCAAAAGAGUUGUUUCCAGCUGAUCCCGUCGUAAGCUGUCUCGAACGCCAAAUAUCCUGCGGGAGAAUGGCCAAGAAACAAACGCUUGUUCUGCUAGGGUUCGAAGAUGAACCGAUUGCGGAAAAGGACCGACCCUAUCUGUCCUACACGACCAACAAAAUCGGUGGCCAUGCGGAUUGGCCUGCUGGUGCGAUAGAGGUUCAACCGUGCAUUUUCUGCGGACAACAGAGGCCAUUGAUCGUGCAGAUCUAUGCACCGUUGGAUGAUUCGCAGUUCCACCGUACGCUGUACGUUUUCGCUUGUCUAAAUGCACCCUGUUCGACGCAGUCCCAGGCGUGGACGUGCGUAAGGAUACAGUCGCUUGAAAAGAGUUCACCUGGAGCGGACGGUAUUACGGAAACACGGUCCGGCAAGGUGCUUUCAAAGGAUACCACGAUAUCCUGGUGCAGCGGGGCAGACGAUUGGGAUGAGGACGGACAGGAGGAUAUGGAAGUACGUGAGGAUUUCAGUACUUCUACCUUUAUGCGGGUUGAUACGAGUAGCGUUGCUGCGGAACAGCUCUUGAACGAGGAGAAUGGUAAUGUGAUCCAGUACGAGAAAGUGUCCGACGAGGACGACGAAAGCAACUCGAUGGAAGCGGAACCCAUACCAGGGUUUGACAAGCUGCGCGUAGACGAAACGAAUGCAAAUGCUCGCGGCGAUGGAAGGGCCUCUGGAGCAACUGGUGGGGCAGAACUGAUCGAUAAUCUCUACACGACGAGAGCGUCAGCCGAGAUUGAAGGACUAGAAGCGGAGGUGGUCGUCGUGGAUACGCCCGUGUCACCGAAACGUGAUUUAAUUGCACUGCUGAAGCAGCCCCAGGUUGUGCCACGAAGCAUUGGAGAUGUAACGCUGCGCGGGCUGUACAUCAGCGUUGAUGAAGAACGUUACAUUGCACCGCUAGCAUCCGAUCACGUUCGAGAACUGCUCGCCGAGUAUCAACGACAUGAGGAAGUGAAAACUAGCCUCGAGAGUCCGUUGGAGAAUGUCGCUUCGGGAACUAAGCAGCAAUCGAAUGCUAACCAUGACCAAGAACUGUACGAGAAGGGCAUCCCAAUGCACGGCGACCUGAUGUUCCAUUCGUUUCUGAGUAAGCUGCAGGAGAACCCGGGACAGUUGCUUCGCUAUUCGCGUAACGCCUUACCACUGCUGAUUGCGCCCAUCAAGGAAAUGGCCAUACCACCCCACUGUCAGUACUGCAAAAAUGAAAUGAUCUGUGAAAUUCAGCUGCUCCCGACGAUGAUCGAAAAGCUGCGGUUUGAUAUGAACGGAGAGCGAGUACCUAUAGACUUUGGCAACGUACUCGUGUGGACGUGCGGUAAAAGCUGCUGGGAUACACCGGACAAAAUGCGCCAGGAGCUAGUGUUGGUACAAAACGAAGCGUAAUGUGUAGCAACAGUGACGCAAUGAGUGAAGCAAUCUUCCAUUUGCCUUCGGGAGACGUUGAAACGGAAAAAGGCUGGUUCCGGCAGAGUCGCUUGGCAUGUUCCGCUAGGGGAAAACCAUUUCUUCCCAAAAAGGCACCUCUGUCGCGUACUGAAACCGUCGUCAAUUUGGAUAGUUACCUUAGACAGCACAGCCACGCUGGUGUGACUCUGACCGCCGAUGAGGAAACGGAAACGUAUCAGCAUUUUAAAUACGCAAUCGACAUGUGCACCGCAUAUCGGGCGCAGGAUAUGGUUGUACCACGAUUACAUCCAGUAGACAUUUUAUCGUGUUUUAUAUGAGUGAAUUGUUCGGCUCGAGUUUUAGUAGCAUCGAUAUCUGAUAGCUGGAGCGUGUUGAUAUGAUAAUUACUCCUAUUCUAUACAGUAAGUAGCGAUUAAUGUGAUAGCAAACAAAACUACAACUAUCGUAUGCGAGUAUGUGCGAGCGUAAAAUUAACGUUGCUCUAAGGAAGCGCGCGCGGUGUGUGCACUGAACGCACACGUGCCAGCAAUUUAGCUAUGCCGUCCGAUUUUCUUUGCGGCAAACUUCUUAUUCGUUUCACCGUGCGUUGAGACUGUUUUGUUACCAUUAGCAUCUGAGACAAGAUCUAGAAGAUACACGAUAGAUGUGUAAUACGCCUAGAUCGAUGUACGAACAGAAUACUUAUGGGUUUUUUUUCAGUGGCCAAAAAAGCGCAACGAAGUGAGGCUGGUAAGGCGCGACAUUGUAGCGAGUAUUUUCACCUUUAAUCCUAGAUUUCAAAGAUAAACUAUGACUUUAUUCGCGUUAUAAAAGUUUCCUUCUACUUCUAAAUAAAACGAAUAUAGAAUUAAAUUAACCGAUGAUCUUAAAACCUCUUAAA
This is a messenger RNA of Anopheles funestus (African malaria mosquito), 2440 nucleotides long. It is a transcript of the gene trus, whose product is annotated as programmed cell death protein 2-like. Lineage: Eukaryota; Metazoa; Arthropoda; Insecta; Diptera; Culicidae. The transcript is spliced from 3 exons. Gene Ontology annotation, cellular component: cytoplasm. Bases 25 to 1536 code for a protein of 503 amino acids. The record is from RefSeq and is a predicted model, not a curated record.